Molecule: messenger RNA, 2039 nt
Organism: Macaca mulatta (Rhesus monkey)
Lineage: Eukaryota; Metazoa; Chordata; Mammalia; Primates; Cercopithecidae
Gene: MR1
Product: major histocompatibility complex, class I-related
Biological process (GO): immune response
Cellular component (GO): external side of plasma membrane
Source: RefSeq, a predicted model, not a curated record
AUGACAUUGCAUAUUUUCCGCUGUUCUGAUUGGGAGAAGGCCCUGUGUGUCACUCAGUUGCUAAAUCACCCAAGAGGUUCUCAGAAGGGACCUGUCAGUUUUAGGUUUAAAGAACCCAGAAAGAGAAGGACUAUAGGGGAACUGAUGGUGUUCUUGUUACCUCUCGUCGUUGUAGUAAUGGUGAAGCACAGCGAUUCCCGGACGCACUCUCUGAGAUAUUUUCGCCUGGGUGUUUCGGAUCCUGGCCAUGGGGUCCCUGAAUUUAUUUCAGUUGGGUAUGUGGACUCACAGCCUAUCACCACAUAUGACAGUGUCACUCGGCAGAAGGAGCCGCGGGCCCCAUGGAUGGCAGAGAACCUCGCGCCUGAUCACUGGGAGAGGUACACUCAGCUGCUGAGGGGCUGGCAGCAGACGUUCAAGGUGGAACUGAAGCGCCUGCAGAGGCACUACAAUCACUCAGGGUCUCACACUUACCAGAGAAUGAUUGGCUGUGAGCUGCUGGAGGAUGGAAGCACCACAGGAUUUCUGCAGUAUGCAUAUGACGGGCAGGAUUUCCUGAUCUUCAAUAAAGACAGCCUCUCCUGGCUGGCUGUAGAUAAUGUGGCUCACACCGUCAAGCGGGCAUGGGAGGCCAAUCAGCAUGAGUUGCGAUAUCAAAAGAAUUGGCUGGAAAAAGAAUGUAUUGCCUGGCUAAAGAGAUUCCUGGAGUAUGGAAACGACACCCUACAAAGAACAGAGCCCCCACUGGUCAGAGUGAAUCGCAAAGAAACUUUCCCAGGGGUUACAACUCUCUUCUGCAAAGCUUAUAGCUUUUACCCCCCAGAAAUUUACAUGACAUGGAUGAAAAACGGCGAAGAAAUUGUCCAAGAAAUGGAUUAUGGAGACAUUCUUCCCAGUGGGGAUGGAACCUAUCAGACGUGGGCAUCAGUUGAGCUUGAUCCUAAGAGCAGCAACCUUUACUCCUGCCAUGUGGAGCACUGCGGUGUCCAUAUGGUUCUUCAGGUCCCCCAGGAAUCAGAAACCAUCCCUCUCGUAAUGAAAGCUGUCUCUGGGUCCAUUAUCCUUGUCAUUGUGCUGGCUGGAGUUGGUGUUCUAGUCUGGAGAAGAAGGCCCCGAGAGCAAAAUGGAGCCAUGUACCUUCCGACACCAGAUCGAUGAUUGCAGAUCCCUCUUUUCCAGUUCUCCUUCCUGUAGGAGCCAUGUUCUCCUCUGUCCCCCAUAGACUCAAACGCAAUGCUUGAAGCUCCUAACUACACCCACAACAUGCACGAGGGAAAUGGGAUUGAGCAUUUAUGGCAGCAACAUAGGAGCCACAAAAUGUUCUUUGUUCUUUGGCUCCAGAAAGACUGUCAGAUUUCAGCCUCUUUUGAUGGACCGUUUUAUCACAGUUGACUUUAAAUACAGCUUGUCUCAUGACACAACACUUCCCUACAUUCCAUUUGUCAAUGAUGAUUUGCAACUAGUUGGAGAUGCUCAAAGCAGGGAGAUGCUCAAAGCAGGAAGGAAUCUUUUCAUCCAGAGCAGGAACUGUCUUCUGCAAUGCCUUGGACUUGAGCCCCCAGCCUCCACUUGAACACCAUAUGAAGGGAACCUCAAUACCUCAUAAAAUGGCCUUUCUCAUUCAUCUCCUCAUGAGAACAUUAUUGUACAAGAGCUUUGAAUAUCAUGGGCACCAUGACUAUGACCCUGCAGGUAGGACUGGAUCACCCCAUGAGAGUAGCCAGCAGGUUUCUACAAUGGCCUGGGAAUGGACUGAUUAUUAUUAUACAUUUUCUGGCCUGAGAGAAAGCCAGAGUCCCCUGCUAUUAACAGCAGCCCUGCCUGGGAGCUUGGAAUCUUGGUAAUCUGCCCGAUUGGAUCUAUGGAGGUAGUCUCACCCUUUUUUUCUUUUGUGGGAAAUUAAGAGAAAUAAUUAUCAGACAUAUCAUCACCUCCAGUGGAACUACAGAGACCUGGACCCAGCUGCACUGUUUUAGUGUAAAAAUAAACAUUAAAAACUAAAUAAACAUUAAAAACAAAUAACUGUGCUAUUACCACAA